ACAACUUAUAUUUCUGUCCCGACUGCUUUUUCAUAUUUUGUUACAUGCUAAACGUACAGUAAGUUAAACUAGGUUGGCCAUCCUCAAUGAUUAUACAUUUUGAAAAUUGCAUGAAGUGUCUUUCUUGUGAAAACGCUUACGUCACGGUCUCCCAAAGUGCAGUCAGCUGGUGAAGUCUUGGAGUCACUGCCUAAAAGGAGACUUAACCCUUCUUCGGUGAAAAUAUCUAAACGCAGCUUUUCGUUAUUUUCAAUCCUGGACAGUUUAACUUUCAAGUCUGCUACGCAACCAAUUGUAUUUAUUUUUCUUUUAAGUAAAUAUCAUAUUUCCUAGUAGCCUAUUUAAACUUUUAAACAAGUGGUAAUCCGGUGGUCGCGUGCGACCUAGCGCCGGUCCAGCAGUCCAGUGUUCUGCUCAGCCCCGCGGUCAUGUUCGGAACACGAAAGACCUGGGAUCUUGGCCACGCCCCCUGCCUUCAGGACCUCUGGAAGAAAGACGUCUCAUUGGACGCGAGCUCAGGGGACUUUCUGAUGAGUGAUGGUGAGGAGGACAGCUCCUUCCUGUCUCUGCCUGGUACCACCUUCGCACAGUGUCCCUCGCUGACUGCUGACCUUACAGAAACUAGUCCCCACAACCAGCAAUUACUCGUACAGAAGGUCACCUGGUCUUAUUCCUGGACACCUGCCUAUACGCUGCAAGACAAGGUGUGUGAGUUCCAGGCGCGUCUGCGUAGUGAGGAGGGCUCUCGCCGCCUGCAGCUGCAGCGGUUACAGCACAGUCACAAACAGAGUCUCCAGGAAAAGACCAACGUCAUCCACACACUGCAGGAGGAGCUGCACUCAGUCCAGCCCAGAGGCGUGAGACCAUUGCAAAAGCUGGCUGAGCCAAAGGAGCAGCAGCCUCCCAGAGAGCGUUCCAAAGAGCGUCUCACCAGUCAGGAGGGAGAGCAGCUCAUUGCUCAGCUGCGCACACAGGUGGAGGAGCUGGAGGAGAAGCUGUUGGACCAGAGCCAGGAUGUGGAGAGACUGCGCUCUGAGCUGGGUGCGACAGAUCUGGAGAAGCACUUGGAGCUGCUUGUGUGUGAGAAUGAGCGGCUAAAGCAGGAGUUGAAGUCAUGCAAGACUUCUCUGCUCCACACCCAGGAUAGGCCAGCCGACUCCACAUGCUCUGCCUGCCCCAGCUGCCAGGAUGCAGAGGUCAUGCGAGGAGAGGUGUCUCAGUGGGAGAGCCAGGCCAGGCAGAGGGAGAUGAGGCUGGCUGAGCUGGAGAAGGAUCUCCUAGAGAAGACCUACAGGGUGGAGACCCUCCAUAGACACCUGGAAGAGUCCAACUGCCAGCUGGGGGAGACCCAGAGGCAACUGGGAGAGUCCAAGCGUCAGCGGGGAGAGGUGGAGCAGCGGCUUAAGCUCCGGCUCAAGGACAGUGAAGAGGAGCUGGCUCGAGAGUCCGCGAUGCCGCCGCAGGUCAAGGCGGUGGAGUCUCAGAAGGAGCUGGCUGUAGCAGCCAAAAGCGCUGCCCUGCAGGAGAAGCUGGCUGUGCAGAGACAGCUGCUUAGAGAGCUGGAGCAGCAGCUCCAUGAGUCCCAGAGGACCUGCACCCAGCUACGAGCACAGCUGCAUAUGGACCGUGGCCGCUUGUGCGCCCUGCUCUCCAAGGCUAUCGGCAAGGGCAACGGCGAGGUCAUUCGCAGGUUGUCCAAGAUCCUGGUGUACGAGGGGGAGAUGGAAAGGACCCAGGGCCAGCUUGAGGCUGAGAUGCAGAACCUGGAGGAAGAGAAGAACAGAGUGAUUGAGGAGGCCUUCAUUAGAGCUGAAAGUGAGAUGAAAGCUGUACAUGAAAACCUAGCUGGUGUUCGUAUGAACUUGCUGACCCUGCAACCUGCACUGCGAACCCUUACCUGUGACUACAACUGUCUGAAGAGACAGGUUCAAGACUUUCCCUUCAUGCUGGACAAAGCCAUCACAGAGGCUAAGCAAGAGAUCUGCCAAGUGAUCAGUGAGGUCAGCAGUGCCAACCAGGAGCUGCUGCGUAAAUACAAAAGGGAGAUGAACUUGAGAAAGAAGUGUCAUAACGAGCUGGUGCGCCUCAAAGGCAACAUCAGGGUUUUCUGUCGCGUGCGGCCUGUGUACCAUGGGGAAUCAGAUUCAGCAGAGGCCAAAAACAUGGUGACCAUUGACUCUGAUGAUGACUCAGUCCUCUACCUCUCCAACAAAGGAAAACUGAUGACCUUUGAACUUGACAAGGUGUUCCCACCUCAUGCCUCUCAGGAAAAGGUGUUUCAGGAGGUCCAGUCCUUGGUGACUUCCUGUAUCGAUGGCUUUAAUGUGUGUAUCUUCGCCUAUGGACAGACAGGCUCAGGAAAGACCUACACCAUGGAGGGUGUGGUCCAGGACCCUGGCAUAAACCAGAGAGCUUUAAGGCUGCUCUUCUCUGAGGUGACUGAGAAAGCUCCCGACUGGGACUACAAAAUCACAGUCAGCAUGGUGGAGAUCUACAAUGAGACCCUUCGGAACCUCUUGGGAGAGAACCCCAGUGAGAAGCUGGACAUUAAAAUGAACCCAGAUGGUAGCGGUCAGCUGUAUGUGCCCGGUCUCACAGAGUUCAUCGUCCAGAGUCCCGAGGACAUCAAUAAGGUUUUUGAGCUGGGUCAUAUGAAUAGAGCCACCGCCUGUACAAACCUGAAUGAACAUAGCUCGCGCUCCCAUGCACUCCUCAUCAUCACUGUGGCAGGAUUCAACUGCUCCACUGGACAUCGCACUCAUGGUAAGUUGAACCUGGUGGACUUGGCGGGCUCUGAGCGGAUCGGAAAGUCUGGGGCUGAGGGUAGCCGCCUCAGAGAGGCCCAGUGCAUCAACAAGUCACUGUCGGCCCUGGGCGACGUCAUAAACGCGCUGCGGAGCCGACACUCCCAUGUGCCAUUCAGGAACUCGCGGCUCACCUACCUCCUCCAGGACUCACUGAGUGGGGACAGCAAGACGCUGAUGAUGGUCCAGGUGUCUCCUCUAGUCAGCAACAUGAGCGAGUCGGUGUGCUCGCUGAAGUUUGCCCAGCGUGUACGGACCAUUGAGCUAGGCUCCGUCUCCUCAAGAAGACAGACAGAAAACUCCUCCACCUCCUCCUCCCCCACCCACGACAGCAUUGAGGACAGAUCCAGCUUCAUUAUAGCCCAUCAUAGGAAUGUUUGCCUUCUGCAGCUGGACUCUCCACCAGUGACUCCGGUGCCCCUUCCCAUCUCCCGGGCCAGCAGUGCUGGCUCUACCCUCUCCUCCACAUCCAAGACCCCCACCACACGCAGGAGGUCCCAGUCUCAGCUCUCAACAGACAGGCAGGUAGACACAGCCAGACCAUUGCUCGGGGAUGGUGGGCAGGACGAUUAAAGCUGGUCGCCUGAGAUCCCUGCUGGGCCCGUCCACAAAGAAUGAGAACACCUGGCCUGGAGGGGUGUGAACCAGCACUACUGAAUUGACAACCAGUCGGAACACCAAAUCAGCUACAUCCUCUGACCUUGUGCAUUUCUCAUCCUAUGCUUGAAAGGAGUGACUGAAUCAAACAAUGGAUCAUGUUGUGACUAUUUUGAGCUACGUGACCUAGUGAGAGCUAGCGUUUUAUCAGAUCUUUCCACAUGUAUGACAUUUGACCUCCUAAUAUUUAAAACUAAGACUGUAUCUCCUUCAUGGACUCUGAGGAAAGAGGAUCUUGCGUUUUUCCCACAUUGCUAGGGUUGUUGUUGAGCACCAUGUCUUCCAGCACUCACUACGGACACCUGAAGAGGCUCCACUGACCAACAACGUUGCUGCAGUCAACCCUUCAUUACCCAGAAUGGCUCACUUACCUCUCAGCCUGGACUGAGAUUUGCUCUUCUGUUGGCCAAAAGACAACUCACCUCUCCCCCUUUAUCAGAGACAGUGCUAAAUCAUCCUUAUCAUCCAACAGUGUACAUUGUAAUCACAGUAUUUAAAAUUGGGUAAAAAUGCACUUUAAACAAGGCUGUUACCUUAUUGAUGUUUUUAAUCAUUAAUGAUUUCAUUAAUGCAUUAUAUAUAUAUACAGUAUAUCUGCGUUGAACUGUUUUAUGAACUUUUUGCAGUUUUGUUUUCUAAUGAGGAACAUCUUGGUCUCCUCACUCAUUUCCCUUAAUCAAUCAGGGUACUCUACAUGAAGUGAGCUGGGCAUAUUCUGUCCAAUAGGACAUGAGCAAUAAGAUAGAUGUGCACAGGGAGAGGUUCUUCCUGUGUGCAUGUGUGUUUUAGAAUAGCAAAAAUUGGCUAUAUAGACCUGCAUCUAACUGCCUUAGCACUGCAUGGAAGCACUCACAUUCCUUUGUAUCUUGUUUUAUGUCUUGCACAGAGCUAAUAGAGCUUGAUAGAUUCAAAACCAUGUCAGACAGUAAAUGCUCAUGGUAGAAGUUGACUCUUAACAGCACUGUCUGUGCUUUUAUCCUGACUACAUUCUAAACCUCAUCGGUAGUUAAGAUCUGACCUCAGGCCAGUGUCUGGGUACAACUUGUCUUCACUGCCCUAUCUGACCACAACCAGCAAGUGACUUCAGACCUCACAGAACAAACACUAACAUGUAGCCAUGGAAACCGCUGCUGGACUGUGGAGGGAGUGAUGAGACUCUGGCAUCUGUGUUGUAAAUGCAUUUAUGCCGUAGGAAUGCUUCAAGUUUGAUCAACAGCUGAUGGUUUCUUUAUGUUAACUCAAUUUUCCUUCCAGAUGUUCUAAAACGUUAACGUGGGAGGAACAUUGAGACGUGUUGUUGGUUGCUGCUGGUAUUGCUGCUUGCUUGUGUCGUUGUAUAGUAGGUUUCUAAACAGUUUUGUUUUUGUACACCCUUUUUAAUAAACAUGAAAUCAAAUGAAA
This is a messenger RNA of Osmerus eperlanus (European smelt), 4862 nucleotides long. It is a transcript of the gene kifc3, whose product is annotated as kinesin family member C3. The transcript has 23 exons. Gene Ontology annotation, molecular function: ATP binding; microtubule binding; microtubule motor activity. Gene Ontology annotation, biological process: microtubule-based movement. Gene Ontology annotation, cellular component: microtubule cytoskeleton. Lineage: Eukaryota; Metazoa; Chordata; Actinopteri; Osmeriformes; Osmeridae. Bases 429 to 3377 code for a protein of 982 amino acids. The record is from RefSeq and is a predicted model, not a curated record.